This is a messenger RNA of Eupeodes corollae, 568 nucleotides long. RefSeq lists its product as uncharacterized. Bases 162 to 500 code for a protein of 112 amino acids. The transcript is spliced from 2 exons. Lineage: Eukaryota; Metazoa; Arthropoda; Insecta; Diptera; Syrphidae. The record is from RefSeq and is a predicted model, not a curated record.
GGAAAGUUAGUUGAGCUCUAGCCAUUGAAUAGACCGGUCUUUCCGAGUGUUGGCAUUUUAAGGAAAACUUUAGUUAUUAUAAUUUUAAAUUAGUUGGAAAAAAAACUCCAACCAAAAUUGAAUUACCGAGUUCUACUCUUAAGGAUGUAGACACUUUUGAAAUGAAAUCCAAGCCCAAAAAACUAUCCUCAUCAUCUGGGUUUGGAAGUAAUAAGUCUUCAUUGAAUGCAUCACAUCAUAAGAAUAUUCCAAAAUCAUCUUCGAUAAGAAAUAACCGAAAGGAACCAACAAUUAAGGAAAAGGAUAAAUUAGCUGUAGAGGACGAUGAUAAGGAUUUGAAUUCUGGUUUUGGAGAUUAUAUUCGAUCGCCUGAGGCGAUCGAAAUGAUGAAAUUGUUUGUUAUGGCUAAUUCCGUUGUCAUCAUUUUAACAAUGGCCUGGCCUAGCAUGAAGGAACUUUAUAAAAUGUUUGAAGAAUGGUACUUUUACAAAAAUAUGUAACACUCUAAAUCCAACAUAAGUCCCAAUUGAAAAGAAAACACUCCUAUACAAACACACCCACACACACA